AUGAGCCAGCAGGUUUGGACCCGUCGUGCAAGCGCACAAGUGCCGUCGGAGGACGCGCCUAUCUAUAACCCACCGGAAGACGCCGAUGCCGUAAAGGCUGAGUGCGACUCAUUCAUCGUCGACUCCUUCACAGUCGACGAUGCAUGGGUUUUGGGCAACCUGCUUCGACAGAGAUUGCUGCCAUUGGCACCCCAGACGCCGACUGUGAUAUCAAUCGCGCUGGCGAACAACAGUCAUGUUCUUUUCCAGUGUGUUAACGGGUCAGGCAUGCCCCCCGACAAUGAGGUCUGGGUCCGCCGGAAGCGUAACAGUGUCCUCAGAUGGGGCUGCAGCACCUGGUUCUUGCAUUGCAAGUUUGAUGCGGACGAAGAGGCUUUCGCUGCCAAAUACGGCCUGAGCCCAGAAAAGGCCAGAGAGUAUGCAAUUCAUGGCGGAGGUGUCCCGAUACGCAUCAAGGGAGUCGAGGGUGUUGUUGCGGUUGUUGUAGUUAGCGGGUUGAAGCAGCACCUGGAUCACGGUGUCAUUGUGGAUGUUAUCAGAUCGAACUGGCAACCGCUCAGCUCUUGA
Molecule: messenger RNA, 567 nt
Organism: Phaeoacremonium minimum UCRPA7
Lineage: Eukaryota; Fungi; Ascomycota; Sordariomycetes; Togniniales; Togniniaceae
Product: putative duf967 domain-containing protein
Exons: 2
Coding region: 1-567 (188 amino acids)
Biological process (GO): post-translational protein targeting to endoplasmic reticulum membrane
Cellular component (GO): TRC complex
Source: RefSeq, a predicted model, not a curated record